Molecule: messenger RNA, 1016 nt
Organism: Lobosporangium transversale
Lineage: Eukaryota; Fungi; Mortierellomycota; Mortierellomycetes; Mortierellales; Mortierellaceae
Exons: 3
Coding region: 103-981 (292 amino acids)
Source: RefSeq, a predicted model, not a curated record
AAGUUCUCCUUCGGUUUUAUACCAGCGAGCUGCGAGAGAAAGACAUAAAGCGGUCGUCGGAAGCAGCUGCACUAUGGAGCACUUGGGUCCAGGUUCGCAGAUAUGGCUAUGGAUUCGGUUUCAACGAAUCUCUCGAGAUACCUACCCAAGGCCCUUGAAACCGAUGAGGAACCGGAGAUCGAUCAUAGGUCGGUCAUUGGCAAGAUAUUAGGAUCCUAUCGCGAAUGCGAAGAAAAAGACAUAUUACCUGUUUUUUUUGUGGCUCUGUACGCGUUUCGACACUUCAAUACAUGGUGCGAGAUUGUAAGUGAAAAUGAUGUUAUGUCGUCCGUCGUCGCGCCGAUUUUACGUGAAUUUAUGACUAUACCAGACCAUAUAAAAUUCAAAUGUCUUAACAGCACGUCGACCGCGAGCGGGAACAGAAAAGUUGCUUUGGCCCAAGAUGGACAAGCCAGGCAACCCGACAUUGUGGGUCGAACCCGGGAAAAACGUGAGGUAUAUUAUGGAGAAAUCAAGGGUACCCGCCCCACAAUACAGUCAAAGAAUGCGGAUUCCCUCCGUAUUGCCAUUUUUACAAAAGACAGCCUCGAUAGUCUGCUCCCCGGUCUUGAAGAAGAUCUGCCACUCAUAAGCUUCCAGUCUGUCGGGCCUGAGAUAGUGUUUUUCCUUGGUGCAAUGAUUGGCAAUACUGUCAUCCAUGCAAAGAUCUCUGAGCUUAGAAUGCCAACUUGUUCAUCCGAACUUAGAUCAAUGGAUCAAGUCUUUUUCCUCAAAUUGUUUCAGAUUCAAUCAUUGGUCCGGAUUACCAGCAAGCGCCUAAAGGGAAAGCGACAAAAGCAUGUAGAAUGCAGCUCAUUUCCAACACUGGGCACGCCUUUUCGAAACAUGUCACUGGGGAUUCGGUCCAAAUUGAAGGUCAAGCGCGGGGACAAAAAUGUCGCGGAGGAGAAGGAGCUCAAGCGCAAGAAGAGAACAGCGUAAAUGAUAUGGAGGAGGAGGACUCCGUAUAACUCAAU